AUGACGCACGCGGGGCGUUUGUCGCCUGUAAUAUGCCCGCUAGCAAAGCUGGGACGGUCGUCUCCCGGUUCUCUGGAGUUUACACCCUCGGUUCGGAACUUACCGUUCCACCACCCGUACACGGUGCUAGAAGCCGAGACUAGCUUCACGUACAGCCCGACGUUACGGUGCAGCUCGCCGUGUUUGGACCAAGGUUACCACACGCUAGUGACCGGCGGCGGUGUCGGCGAUUGCUCCAAUCUGCCACUGCACUCUACAGCCACCAAGCACCGGCGGUCGCAGUCGCGGACGGUCAUCGGUUCGAACUUUGAUCGGCUCCGAGAUGAGCUGGUGCUCAAGGUAUUCUCGUACCUCAACAGCGCGGACCUUUGCGCGUGCGCGGCCGUGUGCCACAGAUGGGAGAACCUUGCGUGGGAGCCCGUCUUGUGGCGGACGAUCGCUCUGUGCGGCGAGAACACCUGCGGCGACAAGGCGGUCAGGUGCGUGUUGCGCCGCCUGUGCGGCCGCACCAGGACCGGUGCGUGUCCCGAGGUGCAGAGGCUGUUCCUCAGCGACGGCACCAAGAUUUCCGACAAGGGACUGACGGCGUUGGCCAGGCGGUGUCCCGAGCUCACACACGUCCAGCUCCAUGGCAGUCCGAACAUCACCAACGCGGCCAUAUCAGAGUUGGUCGCCCGCUGCCCCAACCUACAGCACCUGGACGUCACCGGUUGUGUUAAGGUGAGCACCGUUGGGGUGUACAGCCGUCCGGAGCCGUCCCUGAGACUGUGCCUGCAGUAUUUGGACUUGACUGACUGCCAGCUUGUCGACGAUGCAAACCUAUGUGUGAUCGUUAGUAAUUGUCCACAACUAGCCUACUUGUACCUGCGGCGAUGUACUAAAGUCACAGACGCCGGUAUCAAGUUCGUGCCGAGCUUCUGUUCGGCGCUGAAGGAGCUGAGCGUGUCGGACUGCCAUCAGGUGACCGAUUUCGGGCUGUACGAGCUGGCCAAACUGGGCGCGCUGCUGCGGUACCUGUCGGUGGCCAAGUGCGAUCAGGUGAGCGACGCGGGGCUGAAGGUGAUCGCGCGACGGUGCUACAAGCUGCGGUACCUGAACGUGCGCGGCUGCGAGGCGGUCAGCGACGACGCCAUCACGGUGCUAGCGCGGUCGUGUGCCCGGCUCCGCGCGCUUGACAUCGGCAAGUGCGACGUGAGCGACGCUGGCCUCCGGGCGCUGGCCGAGAGCUGUCCGAACCUGAAGAAGCUCAGCCUCCGCAACUGUGACCUGGUCACCGACCGCGGCAUACAGCUGAUCGCGUACUACUGCCGCGGGCUGCAGCAGCUCAACAUACAAGACUGUCAGAUAUCCGCGGACGGAUACAAGGCUGUGAAGAAGUACUGCAAGCGGUGCAUCAUCGAGCACACUAACCCCGGUUUCUUCUGA
Messenger RNA from Macrosiphum euphorbiae (potato aphid), 1425 nucleotides. The record is from the annotation of a GenBank genome assembly. NCBI's taxonomy places the organism in Eukaryota, Metazoa, Arthropoda, Insecta, Hemiptera, Aphididae.